Scleropages formosus (Asian bonytongue) is the source of this 3159-nucleotide messenger RNA. RefSeq names its product small integral membrane protein 12 (gene smim12). The record is from RefSeq and is a predicted model, not a curated record. The transcript has 2 exons. Bases 242 to 517 code for a protein of 91 amino acids. NCBI's taxonomy places the organism in Eukaryota, Metazoa, Chordata, Actinopteri, Osteoglossiformes, Osteoglossidae.
GCUAUGAUCGUGAGAGGUGAGGGAGGCAGAGCUGGUCAGUGCUGUGUCUUUGAGUUGUGUAAGUUGCAUUACUGGACAGCUGAAGGUCGAAGUUGUUGAUUUUAUUUAAAUAUAAUAAUUAAGGCGUAUGUUUGGUAAAGUGAUGAUUCAUUAGCGGUUCCAGAGCACACACGUGACGUGUGUUCCAUUGAAUUUUGAAGUCCACGUUGUUCCUGCCUCAGCUCAGUAACGGAGCCCCGCCAUGUGGCCGGUGUUGUGGACCGCUUUCCGGACGUACGCCCCAUACGUGACCUUCCCGGUGGCCUUUGUGGUUGGGGCGGUGGGGUACCACUUGGAGUGGUUCAUCCGGGGAACCCCUGCACCGCAGCAGGAGGAGCGCGGCGUCCUGGAGCUGCGGGAGGACCGGAAGCUGGAGGAGCUCGCUGGACGGGACAGCACCCAGGUCACCAGCCUGAAGGAGCGGCUGGAGUUUGCACCGAGGGCCGCGCUCAACCGCAACCGCCCAGAGAAAAGCUAGAGAAGUGCGGGGAAGGGCACCCCGGAAAGCCUCUGCCCUGAGCGUCGCCGCCAUCCCCACCACCACCACCGCUCACUUCUAUAAGCAGAGGACGGUUGUGGUUUACUUUACCAGUCUGCAACGUGGCUGUCUGAUGGAAGAACAAACUGGACUUCUUUUUGUGUUGACAUGUGGUCAUUGAUGUUGUUUAUCAGUUGCUGCCACACCAAUCACACAUCUGUGUUUUAAAAGAGCUGUCUUUCAAAAUCACAGAUUUUUCUAAUCUUAAUAUUUAUGAGGGUUUAUCAUAAGGAAUCAAGGCCUUUUUUUGAGAAUUUUUCUUUUAUCUGCAGGUUCUCUUCAACAGCAAUGUGGUUCAGUGAUCAUGUGUGAAGUGGAUGCAAAAUUUCAAUUAGUUUUUUUUUUUGCCCCCUUUGACCUCUGACAGAAAGAGCUAAUACGUCGUUUUAAAUUAGUUGGACAUAAAAACGAGUUGGUGCCUGGAAGAGGCUGGUGUGAGAGCACUGUGAAAAGACUUGGGAAGUUUCGAACACACACGUACGUGGUUCUUCUGCCCAACGUUGAUCUGAAAUGAAGGAUGUCUGGUAAUCGGUGGUUACCAAGCAUUUUGUGAUACGUUACUUUUCCUGUGCUUCUUGUUGAUUUUAUAACGACUGGGACUUUGUGCAUUUUGCAAAGAAAUAGCUCUAGAAAAUGUCUUUAUUAAAAACAGAAGUACAAAGGUGUGUGUGUUUACCCAGAUUUGCUUUCAUUUUUGAAAGUCCCUUAAAUGCAGCCACCCACUGUUCAUAUGAGUCCUGAAAUGUAUGGCAAUCUUGGCGUGUGAGAUCUUAGCCAGGUGAACUGUUUUGGAGAAACCUGCAGCAUCCUGAACUAUAGUAAUUAAAAAUCAGUCAUUUCAGUCUCAGAUAGUAAUCAUUUUGUUCAGUUCACACGUGUUGGUGCUGUUAUUCAGGAUUAUGCCGAUGGGGUAUAAUGUAUACGUGCAAUUCAAGACUUUCCGCAACAUAUCAAGCUUGGUGUGUCGAAUACGCUUUCUAGGUGGGACAAACGCAGAUUUAAUUAAUAAAAAAAAUAACAAUCAAGCAGCAGAAUGUUAAUGAUGUAACAUUUUGUUGUUAAAGAGUGAUACAGGCUGUUGCAAUGAAUAUGGUACCCGGAGCUCUGCCGUUACAGGGAGCCUAGGCUUGAUGGUUCACAGGAAGGGAAAAGGAGGUGGGAGGUGAUACAGUGCAAGAGGCAACUCCAGGAAGUGUGACAAACCCCAGAGGAACCCACGCACAAUGUGUUUAAGAUAAGAGACAAAUAGUUUCUCAGAGGACUGAAAAUAACCACUCUUUUUACUUGAGUGAGAUAGAUGUAUGGAUAAAAAAAUCAAUAAUCCCAGUGGAGAUCGCAUGAGGCUGCAGCAGCAUACUUACAGCUAUUGCUUGAAUAAAUAAACAGUGUAAAAAUAGACCAUGGAAUGUAAUGUAUGCUCAUCUUCACAGCAAACAUUCAGUACUGUGGAAUUUACAUGGAAAAAAGCUCAGUUUUACUCUGGUAUCAGAACGCUUGCUUUGGAUCAUUAGUAAGCGUGAAUGUCAUCAAUAGGCAACUUUCUGGCUAAAUGAAAGGCAAAAAAAAAUCCAGUGAUGGGUAAAAAAAAAUGAAGAACUGGGGGCCGCAUGGCAGCAAGGCUUUGGAAAGUGUUGGAUAACAAGGCACCAUGCUGCUGUCGCGCAGGUGACUUGAAUUUAUUAAUCAAAUGGCUUUGUUCUUGAUGUUUUCCCACUUGUUUCAUUUGCAGGGUGAAGCAGGACGAUACCAUAUGGCAGCACACGGCCACUUCGCUACCAUUUUUCAUCUCUGAUAGACAUGCAUAACAAUUAACCUUGAUUCAUUUGCUUUUACAGACAAGCUGUAAAUGUCCCCAGGAUUCAUUUCUGAAAUUCUAACUGUUCUUUGUACGCCUGAACAGACAAAGGGAAGCUUCCCUGUUGGAUUUCACUGUGGUCCUCAUGGUAACAUUUGGAAAGAGUUAUUUCAAUCUUCCUAAUUGUAUUAUUAAUCUGUAAUGGUGCAACUAUUGCUCUCUUAGUCUUUCAAACACAUACAGCACAAGUGUGGCUGAUGAGUAAAAAAUAAAUAUAGAAACUUGCAAAUCUAUCAAUGCGUCUCCUAAUUUCAGCUUGAAUAUCUUGCAUGAUGAUGUUUAUGCCUGAAAAUAUAAACAGGAAGAGGAGAAAUGAACACAUAUGAGAGCCAUUUGAUGUUAUCAAGCCUUAAGAAUGUUUGUUUAGGGUGCCACGAGUUGAUAGAACUGCGAUACGUGUGAUUAUGGUCCAUUUGUUUCAUACUUUUUUGUCAAAUCAAUAAAAUACAGCCAUAAUUCUUCAACACGAGUUGGGAUGCGAAAAAAAGAAAAAACCUUCACAUGCAAACAUGCAACACCGCCUUUACUUUGUGUAUGACCUGAUCAUACCGGUGAUGUAGUGUAACCUUUUGAGCCCUCGCUCUAUGUACGUGGAUAUAUUUGCAAUUUCUCGGUGUGUCAUCUCCACCUGUAUAUUGCUGUGACCUUGUGUUGUUCAUACAAUUAUGUUUAACAGAUGCUGUCAAAAUGACUAAUGAGUGGAAAAUUAUAAUAAAAAAGCACUUAG